AUGGCUCUGUCAGCUAACAAGUUCACUGUUGCGCUCCGCAUUGCGAGUAGGCGCUACCCCGCAUUGAUAGCUGUACCGACUUCAAGAGCAAGGAUAGGAUGCAAGCAUGUCAGAUGCUUCUCCCAUUCGCCACAAUGGCAGAUCAGAACCAAGGAGCUGAACGAUGAUUCGAUGAAGGAUCUGAAAGUCAAUCAGGCGAGGUUGAUGGAAGACAUACACCAUACAUGCCAAUGGGGUAUAGGCGAGCCUUGGGGCGAGAAGUCAACGGAGACGGGCAUGAGUCGACUGGCGCUCUCUGAUGCGGACAAAGCCGCACGUGACUGGUUCGCAGAGACCACAAAGUCGCUCGGCUGUGAAGUCACUGUUGAUGCCAUGGGAAAUCAGUUCGCUGUUCGUCCUGGACUAAGAAAUGACAAGCCGCCUACAUUCGUUGGGAGUCACUUAGACACACAGCCUACUGGUGGGCGAUACGAUGGAAUUCUGGGAGUCACUGCUGGUGUGGAAAUGCUCAGAGUGCUCUCCGACAAUUGGACAGAGACUGAAUACCCUGUCGGAGUUGUCAACUGGACCAAUGAGGAGGGCGCUCGGUUUCCAAUGUCGAUGGUCUCUAGCGGAGUUUGGGCAGGGUCAGUCCCUCUUGAAACGGCACAUAAUCUCCGUGAAGUUCACCCUGGAGCUGCAACCAUGAAGUCUGAACUUGAACGAAUUGGGUACCUAGGAAGUACGCCAGCGAGCUACAAGUCCAUGCCCAUGGCGGCGCACUUUGAGUUGCAUAUCGAGCAGGGUCCCUUGUUGGAGAUGGCAAACAAAAAGAUCGGAGUUGUCACUGGAGUUCAAGCUUACAAAUGGAUGACAGUCAAGGUCAAGGGACGAGACUCGCACACUGGAACCACGGAUCUCAAGUCACGGGCUGAUGCCCUACUAACAGCAAGCAAAAUGAUAUUACAUUCCCAUCGCCUCGCAACCGCCAACUCUGCGUUAGCAUCCACCGGUAUACUCAACCUUAAACCUGGCUCGACGAAUACAGUACCUGGAGAUGUGUCAUUCAGUCUCGACAUCAGGUCACCAAACGACGAGACGGUUGCAAAGAUGAAAGAGCUAGUUUUGCGCGACUUCCCCAAGAUAGCUGCAGGUGAAGACGUUGAGGGCUCGAACCACGGCUGCACAAGCGGUCUUCCACUUACUGUUGAGAUAAUCGAGGAUUUUGAUAGCCCAGCAACAAAGUUUCACGCAGAUUGUAUCACCUCUGUCAGCCAAUCUGCGCGUAGCAUCCUCGGCCCCAAUCAGUCUAUGGAGAUGACGUCUGGCGCUGGACACGAUAGCGUCUACGCAAGUAAACGCUGCCCAACGAGCAUGAUCUUUGUGCCAUGCAGGGAAGGUGUAAGCCACAACCCAAGGGAAUUUUGUAAAGAGGAAGACUGUGCGUUAGGCGCGCAAGUUUUGCUGCAGAGUGUGAUAAGGUUUGACAGGAUGAGAGACGAGAGAAGGGUUUCAUGGAAGCAGGAGCCGUACACUUUAUAA
This is a messenger RNA of Alternaria arborescens, 1521 nucleotides long. RefSeq lists its product as hypothetical. The record is from RefSeq and is a predicted model, not a curated record. Lineage: Eukaryota; Fungi; Ascomycota; Dothideomycetes; Pleosporales; Pleosporaceae. The transcript has 2 exons. Gene Ontology annotation, molecular function: hydrolase activity, acting on carbon-nitrogen (but not peptide) bonds, in linear amidines. The coding region runs from base 1 to 1521 and encodes 506 amino acids.